CGGAUACCGGUAACGGAGCGGUGAGCGGUGAGCGGUGAGCGAGCGGUCGGGACCGGCGAAGUGAACGCGCGCCCGCCCGGGGCCGGGCAUGUGCGACGGGGCGGCGGGCAGAACGCCCGGGCAAGGGCGUUUGAAGGAAACGUGAGGCGGCGGCGGCGGAGGGAUGGAAGCGGCACCGGGCAAGAGCCCCGAGCCGCGGGAGAAGCCGCCGGUAUUAGAUGGGGAAGCGACAGGAGCGGCCCCGGCUUCGCCGGUGGCGGCGGAGCAGAUCGUGGCGGAGGGCGAGGCGGCGGCCACGGCGACGGCGGCGGGCACGUUCGUGCAACGGCAGCUCGGGGCCAUGCUGCAGCCCGCCGUGAACAAGUUCUCGCUGCGCAUGUUCGGUAGCCACCGGGCCGUGGAGAUCGAACGGCAACGGGUGAAGUCGGCCGGUGCCUGGAUCAUCCAUCCCUACAGCGACUUCAGGUUCUACUGGGACCUCAUCAUGCUGCUGCUGAUGGUGGGGAACCUGAUCAUCCUGCCCGUGGGCAUCACCUUCUUCAAGGAUGAGAACACCCCUCCCUGGAUCGUUUUCAACGUGCUCUCGGACACUUUCUUCUUGGCCGACCUGGUGCUGAACUUCCGGACAGGCAUCGUGGUGGAGGACAACACGGAGAUCAUCCUCGAUCCGCACACCAUCAAAAUGAAGUACUUGAAGAGCUGGUUCCUGGUUGACUUCAUCUCCUCCAUCCCGGUGGAUUACAUCUUCCUCAUCGUCGACCUGGAGACGCAGGUGGAUUCUGACGUGUACAAGACAGCGCGGGCGCUGCGCAUCGUGCGCUUCACCAAGAUCCUCAGCCUCCUGCGCCUGCUGCGCCUCUCGCGCCUCAUCCGCUACAUCCACCAGUGGGAGGAGAUCUUCCACAUGACGUACGACCUGGCCAGCGCUGUGGUGAGGAUCUUCAACCUCAUUGGCAUGAUGCUGCUGCUGUGUCACUGGGACGGCUGCCUCCAGUUCCUGGUGCCCAUGCUGCAAGACUUCCCCGAGGACUGCUGGGUCUCCAUCAACCACAUGGUGAACGACUCCUGGGGGAAGCAGUACUCGCACGCGCUCUUCAAGGCCAUGAGCCACAUGCUCUGCAUCGGCUACGGGCAGCAGGCUCCGGAGGGCAUGACCGACGUGUGGCUCACCAUGCUGAGCAUGAUCGUGGGCGCCACGUGCUACGCCAUGUUCAUCGGCCACGCCACCGCCCUCAUCCAGUCCCUGGACUCGUCCCGGCGCCAGUACCAGGAGAAGUACAAGCAAGUGGAGCAGUACAUGUCAUUCCACAAGCUGCCUGGGGACACGCGCCAGCGCAUCCACGAGUACUACGAGCACCGCUACCAGGGCAAGAUGUUCGAUGAGGAGAACAUCCUGGGGGAGCUCAGCGAGCCGCUCAAGGAGGAGAUCAUCAACUUCAACUGCCGCAACCUGGUGGCCAACAUGCCCCUGUUUGCCAACGCGGACCCCAACUUUGUGACGGCCAUGCUGACCAAGCUGCGCUUCGAGGUCUUCCAGCCCGGGGACUUCAUCAUCCGCGAGGGCACCGUCGGCAAGAAGAUGUACUUCAUCCAGCACGGGGUGGUCAGCAUCCUCACCAAGGGCAACAAGGAGACAAAGCUGUCUGAUGGCUCCUACUUUGGGGAGAUCUGCCUGCUGACGCGGGGCCGGCGCACGGCCAGCGUGCGCGCUGACACCUACUGCCGCCUCUACUCCCUGUCCGUGGACAACUUCAACGAGGUGCUGGAGGAGUACCCCAUGAUGCGCAGGGCCUUCGAGACCGUGGCCAUGGACCGGCUGGACCGCAUAGGCAAGAAGAACUCCAUCUUGCUCCGCAAGCGAGCCGAGCACAGCUCGGGGCCCAUGAACAACGAGAUGAUCCAGCAGAUCGUGAAGCACGACCAGGACAUGGCGCACAACAUCCAGGACCUGCAGCAGAUGGCCAUGGGCCGGGAGCUCAGCGGCAAGCCGGUGAUCUGGGAGCCGCUGGUGCACGCCCCGCUGCAGACGGCGGCCGCCACCACCAACGUGGCCAUCGCCUUGACCCACCAGCACAGCCUGCAGGCGCACAUCUUCCUGCCGCCCUCCUCCAUCGCCAGCCCGCUCUCCCCCGAGGCCACGCUGCUCGCCAAGCCCGUGCGCCGCUCCCAGCCCAGCCUCGGGGGGUCCCGGCCCUCCUCCAUGAGCUCCCCGUCGGCGCCGCAGUCCCACCUCCAGACGCCCGCCGCCGGGUCCCCGUCCUCGCCCAUGGUGCAGCCGCUGGAGGGCUCGGGGCAGAGACCCAGCCCCGGGGCACCGGCGCUGCCGCGCCCGGCUCCCAAGGGGGACCCCGCGGCCAAGCAGCCCCCGGCCGGCCCCCAGCCGCAGCUCUCCCGCUCCCGCGGCGCCUCGGUGUCCACGUCGCUGCUGCAGCAGGCGGCCGGGGCCCCGUCGCCCAGCUCGGAGCAGGCGCUGCCGCCCGGGAGAACGCUGCACUACAGCCUGUCCCGAGCCACCGGCUCCCACAUCUCGCUGCUGAUGCAGCCGCAGCAGCUGGUGAAGCACCGGAGCAUCCAGGGCCUGCCGCUGGGGCGGCUCACCCAGGACGUCCGGCUCCUCUCCGCAUCCCAGCCCUCCCUUCCCAACAGAGUGGCCCAGCAAGGCGACGGGAGCUCCCUGCAGCAGGGCAGGAAGGCGGCGGGGAGCCUGGCCCGCCGCUCCUCGCCCUCGGUCGCCGGGCUCCUGGCCAAGCCGUGCCCGGCGGUGCCAGCCCAGCACUCGCAGCAGAUGCCUUCAGGAUCGCUGCCUCAACCCAGCCGCACCGUGGCCGCAGCAUCCACGCCGCAGUCGCCGGUGUCCGCGUCCCGGCAAGCAGCGGGUCCCUCCCGCAAGGGCUCCGUGGCCUUCAGCCCCGAGGUGGAAACGGGGAAGCCCAAACUCCAGUCCAACAUGUGAGUGCCGGGUACAGGCAGGAGGGAGCCGGGCGGCACAGGCGGGGAGGGAAGAGGAGGUGAGAGGCAGCACGGUGGCUGCGGACCGGGUGCGGGGCAGCCCCUGGGUGAGGAGGGGGCUCUGCCGACUGCCCCAUGGCUCCCACCCGGGCUCUCCAUCACCGCUCGCCCUCCUCCUGGCGGCAGCAGGAUGGGUCAGAGCCCUCGCCCGA
This is a messenger RNA of Neopsephotus bourkii (Bourke's parrot), 3161 nucleotides long. RefSeq names its product hyperpolarization activated cyclic nucleotide gated potassium channel 3 (gene HCN3). Gene Ontology annotation, molecular function: voltage-gated potassium channel activity. Lineage: Eukaryota; Metazoa; Chordata; Aves; Psittaciformes; Psittacidae. Gene Ontology annotation, biological process: transmembrane transport; potassium ion transport. Gene Ontology annotation, cellular component: membrane. The coding region runs from base 164 to 2953 and encodes 929 amino acids. The record is from RefSeq and is a predicted model, not a curated record. The transcript has 8 exons.